AUGGCAACGGAGGUGUUCUGUAAAGUGGGGGGUGGGGAGGAGGCUGUACCAAAGAAGGAAACUCUCAGUGUUAUAACUGCAGUCGACCAGCUGUCGAAGUCCUGUCUAAACCCUAAGUUUAUUAACCGGCCUGUGGCUACCAAAGGUCUCCCACUUUCCUCAAGACGCGGCUUGGUCAACUACCCAGAGGAAGGCACCACCGAUGUCAUGAAGCAGGUACCAGUAGAAGAUUCCGAAUACAGCUCCGACGACACGAGCAUGUCCCCCAUAUCAUCCACUCUGUUGAACCCCAUCAAACUGGCUGUGACCCAGCCCAACAGCAGCUUCUUUGCCGGGAUGCUGGAAGGUGAGCUGAACAAACUCAGUUUGUCAUCAGUGGCUAAGAACGCAGAAAAGGAGAAUCUGGCCAUCUGCCCCAUCUUGUCUAAGUCCCAAGUGGCCACCAGGGGCCUGUUGGACCUUGACAACCCUGCGCUGGACACAGACACCUCCUCCACGCACUCUGAGUCUUCUGUGGUCAUGGAUGUGCCGGAGGCUCCCUUCAUCUGCGAACACACUGCUGGUGACUCCACAGCUGUGAUUUCCUGGAUGUACGCUGCGGGCAAGCAGCAGGUCAGUUUCUACCAGGUGCUGCUGCAGGAGGCAAACAAAAGAGGCAACGAGGAGAUGCCCAAGGUCAAGAACCGCCCGUGGAUCUUCAACAAGAUCCUGGGUACCACGGUCAAGCUGAUGGAGCUGAAGCCGAACACGGCUUACUGCGUCACAGUCCGUGCAGCCAACACGGCCGGGGUGGGGAAGUGGUGCAAGCCCUAUAAGUUUGCAACUAUGCCUACUGACUUCAACAGCUUCCCAGAGAACAAUCCCAUCCAGGUCACCGUGCAGCGCAAACAGCCUCAGCGGAGAACUGUGUCCAUGGGGACGGAUGAGAUGCGGAGGCUGGAGGAUCUGGAAUACCUAUAUCCGUAUUAG
Messenger RNA from Acomys russatus (golden spiny mouse), 969 nucleotides. RefSeq names its product fibronectin type III domain containing 8 (gene Fndc8). Bases 1 to 969 code for a protein of 322 amino acids. The transcript is spliced from 4 exons. Gene Ontology annotation, molecular function: protein binding. The record is from RefSeq and is a predicted model, not a curated record. Gene Ontology annotation, cellular component: nucleus. NCBI's taxonomy places the organism in Eukaryota, Metazoa, Chordata, Mammalia, Rodentia, Muridae.